Molecule: messenger RNA, 2454 nt
Organism: Glycine soja
Lineage: Eukaryota; Viridiplantae; Streptophyta; Magnoliopsida; Fabales; Fabaceae
Product: protein NRT1/ PTR FAMILY 1.2-like
Exons: 6
Coding region: 609-2315 (568 amino acids)
Biological process (GO): transmembrane transport
Cellular component (GO): plasma membrane
Molecular function (GO): transmembrane transporter activity
Source: RefSeq, a predicted model, not a curated record
UGUCGCGACCCAAGUCAAAGUACUUUAUUUCUUCAUCUCCCUCACACCAUUCCUUGAAGCAGCUCAGUUCAUCAGGCUUUUGGAUUAAUUACAAAAUUUCUUCCCUAUGGCAACGAACAAGGCAUUUGAGAAAAGAAUGCUGGGUUUUCAUUUUGAGGUAACGAGGCACAUAGAUUACGCCAUGCAGCUGGAUGUCGGAGCCACCUCUGUGCAUGUGAUCCGUGUCUGUUCAGCAGUUACGAUUUUCAAGCUCGUUUUUGACGAUUUUCUUGCUCGUUCAUGUGCUGUGUGGUGCCGGUGGCUCCAUUGCCACCCUUUUGUUCAUGAAAGGAACAACUACCAGUUUAAGAUCAUAACAAUGCAGAAUAUCAACAGAGCAGAGCAGAAGUGUAUUCCUUAAGCAAGCUUACAAACGCUGGAAAGGGUGCUUCUUGCAUCAUUGCAUUUACUAUUAAGAGAAGUCCAUGUAACGUGUAUGGUUUUUCAAGAAAGGAGACAUAGCUGAGUGGUCCACUUCCACUUAUUUGGUGUUACAUAGGAUAUGGUACACACUGCUGUGUGCUCUUCAAUUCACUCCAGCACAACCUCCUCCUGUUGUGUCUCUUGCAAUGGAAGGUCUCUCAGAAAUGGAAAGCGUGAUAGAAGAACCCCUUUUGAGCAAGCAGAAUUCCAAUGCCAAGGGUGGCUUCAGAACCUUACCUUUCAUCAUAGCAAAUGAGGCCUUUGAGAGACUGGCUAGCCUCGGGCUUAUGCCUAACAUGAUAUUGUACUUGACAAGAGAGUAUGGCAUGCAGACGGCAGGAGCCACUAAUUUUCUCUUACUAUGGUCUGCUGCCUCAAAUUUCACCCCUUUCGUUGGUGCUGUCCUUUCAGACUCCUAUGUGGGUCGAUAUUCCAUGAUUGCUUUUGGAUCUAUUGCAAGUCUACUGGGGAUGGUUCUUCUAUGGUUAACAACUUUGAUUCCUUUGUCAAAGCCACUUUGUAACCAAUUUACCAACAGCUGCAAUAACUCUCCUACAACAAUUCACCUUUUGAUCUUGCAUUCUUCUUUUGCCCUCAUGUCCAUUGGAGCUGGAGGCAUAAGAUCAUCCUCCUUGGCCUUUGGUGUUGAUCAGUUGAGUAAGAGGGACAAAAAUGCAGGAAUCAAAGAGAGCUACUUCAGCUGGUACUAUGCUAUUGUUGCAAUGUCAUCACUGAUAGGUUUAACUGUUGUUGUCUAUAUUCAAGAUAACAUGGGGUGGGCAGUGGGGUUUGGAAUUCCCGUUAUCCUAAUGUUUGUAGCAACUGUAUCAUUUUUCUUAGCUUCUCCAUUUUAUGUAAUGGUGGAGGUUAAAAGGAACAUGCUAAGUGGGUUAGCUCAAGUCCUUGUAGCCUCUUACAAAAAUAGACUUCUGCAGUUACCACAGGAGACCGAGAAUGGUAUCUACCACCUAGAAAAGGAUUCCGAUCUCCUAAUGCCAACUGAAAAAUUAAGGUUUCUGAACAAAGCAUGCUUGAUUAGAAAUUCCUUACAAGAUCUAACACCAGAGGGAAGAGCUUUGAAUCCAUGGAACCUUUGCACAGUAGACCAAGUGGAAGAACUGAAGGCACUUAUCAAGAUAGUCCCAAUUUGGUCAACAGGAAUCAUGAUGGGUGUGAACAUCAGUCAGGGUUCCUUACUGGUACUAGAGGCGUCCUCCAUGGACCGCCACAUUACGUCAAACUUCGAAAUUCCUUCAGGCUCCUUUGUGACAUUUAUGAUUGUAUCUCUAGUACUUUGGGUUAUAAUCUAUGACCGAAUUUUAGUCCCUGUGGCAUCAAAGAUAAAAGGGUCCCCAGCAUGCAUAGGAGCAAAACAAAAAAUGGGAAUUGGUCUUUUAACUGGUUGCAUAGCAAUUGCAUCCCUAGCAGUUGUAGAGGAUAUUAGACGCAAAAUUGCUAUUGAGAAAGGCUAUGAAGAUCAACCACAAGCUGUAGUGAACAUGUCUGCUUUGUGGCUCUUACCGCGCCAAAUCCUUAAUGGAUUGGCUGAGGCCUUAGGUGUAGUAGGACAGAAUGAGUUUUUCCUCACCGAGCUACCUCAAUCUAUGUCUAGCCUAGCGUCCACUCUUAAUGGCCUUGGCUCUUCUGUGGCAAAUUUGGUUGCAAGUUUCAUUCUCAGUGUUGUUGACAAUGUCACUGGAGGUGGAGGACAUGAAAGCUGGCUUUCAAGCAACAUAAACAAGGGUCAUUAUGACUACUACUAUACUUUGAUUUGUGCUUUGUGCUUUGUAAAUUUUGUAUAUUUUCUCUACUGUAGUAAAUCUUAUGGUCCUUGUAAGAAUAGAGGAAAGUAGAACUUUAGAUCUUAUGAUCCUUGUAAGGAUAGAGAAAAAUAGAACUUUAGAUCUUAUUUAUGGUUUGCAGAUGGAUACAGAUGAUGUUAGUAGUACCUGAUCAUUAUAUAUUUAAUGUUACUUUUAUAAUUUUUAUACA